This is a messenger RNA of Klebsormidium nitens, 2325 nucleotides long. Lineage: Eukaryota; Viridiplantae; Streptophyta; Klebsormidiophyceae; Klebsormidiales; Klebsormidiaceae. The record is from the annotation of a GenBank genome assembly.
AUGGAUGCCAUCAUGAAGGACCUGCACGCUCUAACACGAUACACGUGGUACUACAAGCCCGACGAGGAUGACGUCCAAGUUGCAGAGUUGUCCUUGCAAUACGCUCUGCAAUGGAAGGCUGUGAGCUACGAUGCAAUUGCCCGCCUGGCCGUCGUCAUGCAGUACCUCUAUUGCACAAUGGCGGCCCUCGAGCCCGUUGACGUGUACCUAAACCCUUACUCUCUCCCGGAAGAGCCCGAUUAUCACCCACUCGGGGAGACCCGAUCGUCCCUCAUGUACCUCAUAGAGAGCUGCGGGAUCCACGCUGCAAAGUUCUCGGGGCUCUCUAGGAGCCUCCCUUUGGUUGCGUUUGCCAGGCGCCGCUGCUACAGGCAGGCAGCAGACGUCUGGUGGAAGAGCAGGUUGAAGCUCGAGGCUUUUCACAAGGCCCUCGGCUGGCUGUGGUUCACCCUCAAGCGCUUCACACAGGCAGCCUCUCUUGCCCGCAGAGAGGGCCUCGCAGCAAGGGAACGCACUGUCCUGCGCAUGGAUGCUGAGAGGAUGCAAGUGACAAUCGGGGACUUUGUAGACAAGUGGUUGGCGGAGUUGCGUGACGCACAAUCGGAGGCUAAGAAGCACGAGUAUAGCAGCGAUACACGCCUGUACUAUGAGAAGCACGUGCAGGAUUUGCUGGACGAGUUGGCAAGGGAGCUCGUGACUUACAUUGAGCACCCACCGGGGUACGAGAGCAACGAGAAGGCCGGGAUAACUGCCAAAGAUGGCAAACUCGUUGUCGCUCUGGAUGGCGACGAUUACAACACGGCAAGCGAGGCGACCCGCAGCGCCCGCUUGAGCUUUGUGAUGGGAAAGAUCCUCAAGGAGAAGGGCACUCUGGCGCAGGGUGGCGAUCUCAGCCUAUACAAUGCGGUGAGCAAUCUCUUGAAACCAUCGCGCCUGAGCCCUCCGCCUGACAGGCUUUCGCUCAACCCAGAGUACGUUGACUUCAACACAAAGAGCCUUCCUGACGCGCAAGAGGAUGGUCAGACCCACAUCUUCUACGAUCCAGCAAACGUAAGCGACAACCUGGAGCUGAAGAAAGUCUUCCGAUCAAGGGUGAACCUCGAAGAUGUUGAUCAGUACAGGAAUGCCAAUCACCGCUUUGGGACUACCUUGACGAAUCGGUUCAUGCACCCCGACUACCGGACACUUGACAAGCGCCUUGCAAACAGGGUUCCCCUCAUGAACAAGAACACGUUUGAGAAGGGUAAGAGCAACGUGAAGGCUUGGGUUGCCAAUCGGACUGCUCUUCCUCUAAACAAGAACGCAUUCGAGAAAGGGAAAGGCAACAUGAAGGCUUGGGUUGCCAGUCAGAACAAGCGAGUCAACAAGCAGGCUGAUGUUGCGCUAAAUAAUCAAGGCCUGACUGCAACCGCUGAGGACAAACGCCUCAUUGCUGAAAGCAUACCUUUGGGAGAAGAGAGCACUGCAAAGGCUAUUGCAAACGUGGCUCUAACCACCAACGGGGGCCCUCCCCCAGUGAAAGCAGUCAGUGGAGCCCUCAAGGACAUUCUCCAGCCAGGACAGGUGACACCAGAAUCUGUCGCAACAGUCUUCAAGCAGAACAACCUCGUAGCUUCCAAAAAUGGUCACGAAAGUGUUGCAAAUGUUGCAACAACAGGAAACCCAUCGGCCGUGCUUGCCGCGGUGGCGCAGGUUGCAACAUUUCCUGCUGGUGGUGAGGCCCCAACUGAGGCAGUGGUUUCGGCCGCCAACGCAAUCAACAAGUCGGCAAAGGCCAAUCACCAAACUCCCAACUUUGCAAACUUUGAUAGGUCGCAGCUGGGCACGGGCACAAAGACUGGUCCGAACCUCAAGACUCCCAACCAGUUGAAUGCAAAGGGCGGCUCAAACGCUUCCAAGAUGGCGGCAACUCAGGUUGCCCUGAUUGGCAACGGAUUCAGAGCAAACGGCCCGGAGGGACUCGCAAACAUUGCAAAAAAGGCCGGAGCUCCAAAUAAGGAUCUGCGUGAGACAAUUCAGAACAACACCACAGGUGCAAGGAACAAUGUCCAGGUUGCAAAUGCGGCAGAGGCUGUAAAGGUGCUCACAGGGUCUAAACUGUCAGAAUCAAUGGCUGCAAACGGGCUCAACAAAAUCAACACCAGCAAGAAUCCUUUCGUGUCCAAGAACAACAAUAAGAACAAAGGAAUCUCAGGAUCGAACCUGUCAAACUCAAUGGCGGCAAACGGAUUCAACAAAACAAACACCACAAAAAAUCCCUUUGUGACCAAGAACAACACGGCCAACAAACCAAUUGUAAGUUCAACCGGGAUGGGCUGGAAGUAA